This is a messenger RNA of Anolis sagrei ordinatus, 1371 nucleotides long. It is a transcript of the gene CRADD, whose product is annotated as CASP2 and RIPK1 domain containing adaptor with death domain. Gene Ontology annotation, biological process: positive regulation of apoptotic signaling pathway; cellular response to mechanical stimulus. The record is from RefSeq and is a predicted model, not a curated record. Lineage: Eukaryota; Metazoa; Chordata; Lepidosauria; Squamata; Anolidae. Gene Ontology annotation, cellular component: cytoplasm. Gene Ontology annotation, molecular function: protease binding; death domain binding.
CGUUUCCUCCGCGGCGUCAAAACGAUCCCUGGAACUUCCGGUCCGGGCAAGAAGCUAUAUGUCUGUCACGUUACAGUUUGCCCUGUGUCCGUGCUUUAGCUUCUGCCCUGAAGAAAGAUGGCGGCCGCCCACUUCCUGUUCGGCGAUUCUUCCUACAGGGAACAUGGUAACCUUUGCCGUUCCGACCAGGGUUUUUUGACUUAUGAUUCCUGCGCUUAGAGUUAAUGGAUGCCAGAGAUAAGCAGGUCCUGCGCUCAUUGCGCUUGGAACUAUGUGCAGAACUGCUGGUGGAAGGCCUUGUCAUACAGUACCUUUACCAAGAAGGUAUCCUGACUGAAAGUGAUGUGCAAGAAAUAAGAGCCCAAGUCACCAACCAGAGGAAAACCAUGAUGCUUCUUGACAUCCUACCUGCCAGAGGCCCCAAGGCUUUUGAAACUUUUUUAGAAUCAUUACAAGAAUUCCCGUGGGUGAAAGACAAGCUUGAGGCAAAACGUAAUGAGGUGAUGCUGGUGGCACCCAUUGAUAAUGAAAUACCUGGGAUUUUGCAGCACACUUUGAAAAACCCACCAACAGACCAGCAGAUUAACAAACUUGCUAGAGGACUUGGAUCUGAAUGGGAGUUCAUUGUGUUGUCUCUGGGCUUGACACAAACUGACAUUUAUCGUUGCAAAGCCAAUCAUCCUUACAAUAUUCAGUCACAGAUUGUGAAUGCCUUCAUUUUAUGGAGGCAGCGUUUUGGGAAUAAAGCGACUUUGGAGACUCUAUGUGAUAGUUUGAAGCUGGGAGAAGUGGAUUCCUCUAUAAUCCAACAAUUGUUUCAGUGAGACUCUUAUCAUUCUUAAUGGAAGAACUUGAAAUUAAAGCUGGCUUUAUUCAACUAUCUCAACUUUUUUCCCCAAGAUGAAUUUUUAUUGCUUUUAAUGGAACUUGAGGGUGUCUUUUAAUGCUUUUAAUGUAGUGAUACUUUAAAUACCUUAUGAUCUGUGAUUUUGUUGAUACAAGCAAUUGUUUCAGAUUGCAUUUAUUCCAUGCAUAACUUUUGGAGGCCAUGAUUUGUUGGCUCUCCUUCUGGUGGUGAGCCACUUAAUGUAUUUAGCUGAGGUGGCCUUCCAAUGGCAGGAAUUCUCGGCACCUCCAAGGCCUUACUUGAAGCCUCAUUAGCCUUGUAAAAUCUGCCAAUAAUUAUGCUGUUGUGACUUCUUCGAGAAGCUAGGAUCACCUCCACGUCUUGAUGUUUCCAAGAUCAUGAGCUGAGCAUACAGACAAGGAUUUCUCCUUAGUGACCAAAUCAUACUCUCUUGACAACUCCAAAAUAUGUAUAGGAAAUAAUGAAUGAGAAAACAGUGCCAAAAUAAACAAGAUGUUGAUGUA